AUGAUUUCUCAGUCUAUAUUUCUACAACCAUCCUCGCUUCUUCAUCCAGUACUCCAUCACAUCAUCAAGGUUAGAGCGGUACCAGGUUGGUGUUAUCGGCAAGCGAUCAAUGUAUGGAUUAUUGUGGUUACAUUGAGCAUGGAAACAAUUUUGGGCAAUGCAAUGGUUAUCGCUGCUUAUAAACUUGAACGAAAUAUCAGUAAACAGAUAAGCAACCGUUUCAUAGUAUCAUUGGCUGUAUCAGAUUUAAUUAUUGGUAUUGAAGGUUACCCAUUAUUUACUCUAUAUGUUUUGAAUGGCGACCACUGGCCACUCGGAUGGAUAGCAUGUGAAACAUGGCUUUUCCUUGACUAUACACUUUGCCUUGUAUCAAUACUGACGGUGCUGUUGAUAACAGCUGACCGUUAUUUAUCCGUUUGUCAUACUGCAUCAUACAUCAAGUGGCAGUCACCCGCAAAAGCCCAAAUGACAAUUAUCUGUUCUUGGCUUAUUCCGGCUCUUAUAUUUGGCUUUAUGAUUUAUGGCUGGUCACUGGUGUCCAAUACCACGAGCGGACUUAUCAAUGGUGAAUGUGUCGCUCCGUUUCUCACCAAUCCAUAUGUUAAUAUGAGUUUGUACGUGGUUUAUUAUUGGACGACACUGAUUGCAAUGCUCAUUCUUUACAAAGGAAUACACAAAGUUACCAAGAAACUUGAAAAGAAAGCUGGUGCCAAGGACCAACGUCAGUUGGCUCUGUUAUUCAGUCAGCAACUAGGGACUCAGGUUGGUCUUAAACUGAUGCUUUCGCAAACACACAAUGCAGACAGUGAUACUAUUGAGGAAAAUGUUCAUAUUGCGGAUGCAAAAGAUGCUGAUUAUCGAACGUUUACGACAAAUGUUACAGAUAGUAAUGAAAGAUAUGGACUUGGAAAUGUCGACAACCUAAGCAUAGCAAUGAGUGAGGAAAGUGCUGAUACAAUUAUUUUUAAUAAUGUUGCGAUGUUCACAAGCAAUUCUGGUAUUCAUCAGGCUUAUAUCCAUACAGCGACUGUCUCAUUAGAUCAUGCCGAGGAAGAGUUCAACCAGAAUUCUACUGCUCGUCAUGCAUUGUAUUGUCCGUCCGCAGAUGCAAGACAAAAAACGCUUGUCAGUGAAAGAUUUACAAUGAAAUGGGUAUCACAAAUCAAAAAUCAAGUGACGAGAACUUUGUUCAAUUCCAAAUCUUCCUCAUCACUUUCAACCACGUCAUCGGUGGAAGUUUCAAGUUCAAAAGCGCCGGCAACUCAGUCUGCUGGGCUGAAUAUCCCGGCUGUGACCCGACAUGGAAGAACCUCUAGAAAUGAGAACAAUUCGAAACAAAAUUUCAUGACUUCAACAGCUUUUAACGGUCAAAGAUCACGUAAAUUAUCUUUCUCGAGUUUGAAUAUUAAAAGAGAUAACGUUAUGCAGUUUUUUUCACCCUUCACUUUACUUCGACGGAAACGUAAGCAGACGAAAGCUGAACGAAGAGCACAUAAAGCAUUCAGGACAAUUACCUUCAUUGUUGGGUGUUUUGCCAUCCUAUGGUCACCCUAUUACGUUGUGGCAACUGUAUAUGGAUUUUGUCGGCACUGUAUACCGUCACUACUGUACACACUCACUUACUACAUGUGCUAUCUUAAUUCGAGUAGCAAUCCUUUCGCAUAUGCUUUGGCCAACCGCCAGUUUCGUGUCGCCUUCUUGCGUAUGUUGCGCAGAGACUUCAAUAAAAAUUCCUAAACU
Loa loa (African eye worm) is the source of this 1740-nucleotide messenger RNA. RefSeq names its product G protein linked acetylcholine receptor isoform b. Gene Ontology annotation, cellular component: dendrite; plasma membrane; synapse. Gene Ontology annotation, biological process: chemical synaptic transmission; G protein-coupled receptor signaling pathway, coupled to cyclic nucleotide second messenger; adenylate cyclase-inhibiting G protein-coupled acetylcholine receptor signaling pathway. The record is from RefSeq and is a predicted model, not a curated record. The transcript has 12 exons. The coding region runs from base 1 to 1737 and encodes 578 amino acids. Lineage: Eukaryota; Metazoa; Nematoda; Chromadorea; Rhabditida; Onchocercidae. Gene Ontology annotation, molecular function: G protein-coupled serotonin receptor activity; G protein-coupled acetylcholine receptor activity.